Messenger RNA from Durusdinium trenchii, 864 nucleotides. NCBI's taxonomy places the organism in Eukaryota, Dinophyceae, Suessiales, Symbiodiniaceae. The record is from the annotation of a GenBank genome assembly.
GCUUGCCACAAUACGGAAAGCUACAGUCGGUAACAACAUACUCAAGCAAGGCUACACUCAAGAGGGUGCAGAUUAUUCUCCACUGAAGGCUGUGACAUGUACAGCUUGAGAGGUUAUGGCGGAAAUCACCUCGGCAUGUUUGCAGGCACCAGAUCUGACUUCAUUAUCACACAGCAUCCAGAGUUCCACUUGGGACGGCUUGCAAGCGAGCAGGGACUUGGACAGCAGUGGGAUACCACAAGAUGUGCUUGCAAAACCAGCAGGAGCUGGGUCAUGCAGAAGAUCCACGAUAGCAUGCUCAACAGUUCAGAGCGGCUCUGUGGGCCUCGUGCUCAAGGAGUGUCGCUAAAGCAGAGAGCCGGACCCCCUUGCAAAGUUGAGUUGGACAUUACUGAUCCUACGAUCCUACGAGUGCUUUUAGACGUUUGUAGAACGGUUCAGUAGUGCGUGGAGCUCAAUGGAUAGCAGAGGCCCUCGCUCGCUCAGCCUCUGCACCUGGCCGGGCGCUGCCAGAAGUAAAUGUUGAUGCUGAGACUUCGUUCGACGACCUCAGAAAGGCCAUGAAGGUGCAUGCGCUGCGCUGCAAACAUGGCCAUGCAGUCACAAUGCCACAUACUUCAUUCCAUCAGCGUCCCCUUCGGCACCCACAAGGGCUUGGGCGCUACAACUACACGGUGCCUUCGCAAGCUCUGCCUUUCAUUGAACACUUUAACCCACCGAUGCAGGAGGUGCCUUUGCUGCCCAAAGCGGUACGACUAGGCAAAAACUCUGCGUGUGCCCCUUGACGGGCUCAAACUAGAGAGUUUUCAUGCCCAAGGCAUUCGAGGGCUCAAAGGAUUCGGAGCAAAUGAUGUUACCAGUCGC